AAUUAGUCGCCGUCUUAUGCUCCUCGCCAAAAGUCGCUUCUUGCCCCGCACUCGAAAAAUCGAAAACUGAAAACGCAUAAAAUUCAAAUCGGAAAACAACGAUCGUGUGUUACUACUUAAAACCGAGUCUUCGAAAAAAAAGUUACAAACAUAUUUUGCAAGAAAACGUUGAAAUUCUAUUGGUGAUCUUGGUAUCAUGCCAUUUGUGGAUCUAUUCAGAAGUUGGAAAUUAACGCAUCAAGAUGAAGCGUAGGAAAAGCAGGAACAAAUGCGCGACUGCUGAGCCCAAACGUUCCAGAAGUGGAGUCAUGUCAUGGGAUUGUUAUAUAAGGGUUCCAAACUCCUGAACACAAUUCUGGAUUCCCUGGAAGAUCAAGAGGGUGGAGCUAUGUACAUAUCGUGCGAUGUCUCAAACGGCGGUCCUGUGGAACCAGAGACGGGCUAUGUGCCCAACAAUCCCCUGUUCGGCCUGGCGCUGGACAGCCCUCAGCAAGAGUGCGCCGCUUCCUGCGUCGGCUGCCUAUCCUGCCAGGGCAGCACCGCCCUGCCCAUCUCCUCGCUCACCAGCAGCGACUUCGACUGCGGCGGCUGUUUCGAUCCCACGAUUGGAGUGGGCGUGGGCAUCGGUGGCGGCCACAUCCAGAUCAGCACGACACCACCGGCGAGCAGCGGCAACGGGAGCAGCAACAACGGUGCCGGAGGAGGCUCCUCGGGUAAUCACGGCUACUGGAGCACCGACGAGAUGGCUUCCACAUUUCCCGGCCUACCGCCGCUGGACAUCGAUCCGCUGCCCAGCCUGUUCCCAUUCUCGCCCUGCGGCGCUUCCUACAACUUUGCCGCCGGCAAUCCGCACCAGGCCGCCUCACUCUCCUACACAGUGCAUCCGCACCAGAUGCUCAUUUCGCCGAACUCCCACAAUCAUGGCCAGAUGCACUCGCAGCACCAGCAGCACCAGCACCAGCAAUCCCAAGUCCAGGCAUCGCACGUAGGCAACUCUCUCCUCCAAAGCAGUGGUGGCAACAAUAUCGGCAGUAAUGGUAGUGCCGGAGGAGUGGCCAACGCUGCCAGUUGCUACUAUGAAACCAGUGCUGGAACGGCCGCACCACCUCCUCCUCCGGCGGCAGCCAUGUAUCCCAGCAUGAGCGUGAACGUCAGCAUGAACAUGACCAUGCACCAUGGCUACGGUGCCGGUGAUGCAGGCGGCGUGCCAAUGCAGUGCUCCCAGAUGAACUGGACGCCACCCAGUAACUCCACCUCGGCGGCAGCAGCAGCAGCGGCGGUAAAUGUGCUAUACCCACCGCUGCUGAGUCCCGGUCACUAUCCUGCCUCGGCCACAUAUUCCUUUACAGCGGAUUUUCGGGCACCGGCUCCCACGGGUCUGGGUGCCCUGCCACCGCUGACGGUGGGCGAAAAGGAGUCGCCAUCGCCGCCGGCCAACUCCUCUUUGGCUGGCUACUAUCCCACGGGGGUGGGCAAUCAGGGAUACACACCGCCCCACAAAAGUCCCACCAGCUAUCAGGCAGCCGCCCUGGGCUUAAGUCUAUCCGCCUUCGAGGACGAGGAGGAUAGCAACGAGGAUCUGGACGGCGAUGAGGGCAGCAGUGGCGGCGAGAUGAAACCCAAUCUAUGCCGGUUGUGCGGAAAGACAUAUGCCCGGCCCAGCACGCUCAAGACCCAUCUGCGGACCCAUUCCGGCGAAAGACCCUAUCGAUGCCCCGACUGCAACAAGAGCUUCUCGCAGGCAGCCAACCUGACGGCUCACGUACGCACACACACCGGCCAGAAGCCGUUCCGCUGCCCCAUCUGCGACCGGAGAUUCUCGCAGAGUUCCAGUGUCACCACGCACAUGCGCACCCACUCCGGCGAGCGGCCGUACCGCUGCUCCUCGUGCAAGAAGUCCUUCUCGGACAGCAGCACCCUCACCAAGCACCUGCGAAUCCACAGUGGCGAGAAGCCCUACCAGUGCAAGCUCUGCCUGCUCAGGUGAGUCCGGGAUGGGGGAUUUACUUACACCGUCCUUCCUCAUUCCUAAACGAACGAAAAUGGUUUUGCUUUUACUUUUACGUAAACCCUUAAAGCUUUAAAGAUAGUUUAAUAAUUUCUAUCGUUUCAAUAUAAAACUAACAACUUGAACAAAACUGAGACUGUUGCAAGCUUAAAAAAAAGGAAAACCAAAGAUAAUAUGCAUCAUUCAUUUUCAUUCAUGCAUUUUCGUAAGAUUUUCAACUUCAACUAAAGAACUGAAAUUAAAUGAAAUAAUAAUUGUUUAUUCAAAUGUAAUGCUAAAGAUGAAAAUUACCCCUUAAAAAAGGCUUAGGCCCCCAAAGAGCAGUCCUGGAACGUUAUACAUCGAGUUAAUUGCUUUUUUGGUGUCCACAGAUUUUCGCAGUCGGGGAACUUGAAUCGGCACAUGCGCGUCCACGGCAACAACAACAGCAGCAAUGGCAGCAAUGGGGCAACCGGAGUUGGUGGAGAGUCCUCCACCGGCAGCGGAGUUGGUGGUGGCAACAGCCUGCUCACAUGACAAAAGCCAAGGAGUGCAGGAGGUUUCCAGCAUUACCACCCCCCGCACACCCACCACAUGCACCACCAGCACCACGCCCAUCACCAUCACCACGCCCACAUGGGUAACUACGACUACGGGAACUACAGCAUCGGCGAUUAUACUCCACCCGGAGCCACACAAAACUAUUCAGGGUAUUAUUUCUGCGCACUCAACAAGGCGCCCAAGUUCGAACGAUUCUACUAGGGACUAAAAUCUGGAGGAUCCCAUCUGGAUAAGAAACCUUAAAGGAGGACCACUCAGUGAAUUAUACGGGGAUAGUCACUCUAUCGCUGAUAAAUACAAUAAUGUAUAUGCCAUACUCAACAUUGCUGUAGAAAAAUAAUUUGGGUUCGUGUUAAAUUGAAAUCCUAAUUGAACAUAACGAUGUAAUAAUACUCAUAACCCAAAUCCGCAUCCAAAUGCAGUUAAAAAUGCUCAAACAAUACAAAUCUGAGGAAUCGCGGAGAAUCGAACAAAAGUAGGCCUAAGAGCUGCACUGUACAUACUUAUACAUACUAUAUUUAUUAUAUUCGCUUAGCCUAAUAUGCAUUGAAUCCAAGUUAGUUCAUCCAUUAAAUAAGGUAGUUCAAAACACGCAUAAAUCUAUUCCAAAUUAGCCAACGAAAUAGGAUUUAAGACGGAUAUGAGUAUGAAUCAUAAGACCAAACAACACAGCAGCACCCAAAACGAGAAUAUUUAAAUUGGAAUUGCCAAGGCAUUAAACCCAUAAACACCUGUAUACGAAUAUAGAGUCCUAAGCUUAAACUAGACGUAGAUGUAAGACAGGUGCUUUGAUCUAAGCCAAUUUUGGAGUAUAUAAAGAAAAUAAUAAAUAUACGAAAAUUAAAUACAGU
Molecule: messenger RNA, 3399 nt
Organism: Drosophila melanogaster (fruit fly)
Lineage: Eukaryota; Metazoa; Arthropoda; Insecta; Diptera; Drosophilidae
Gene: gl
Product: glass
Exons: 4
Coding region: 314-1987 (557 amino acids)
Biological process (GO): regulation of transcription by RNA polymerase II
Cellular component (GO): nucleus
Source: RefSeq, marked reviewed